Messenger RNA from Liolophura sinensis, 2759 nucleotides. Its product is annotated as nose resistant to fluoxetine protein 6-like. Gene Ontology annotation, molecular function: acyltransferase activity, transferring groups other than amino-acyl groups. Bases 548 to 2734 code for a protein of 728 amino acids. The transcript has 15 exons. The record is from RefSeq and is a predicted model, not a curated record. NCBI's taxonomy places the organism in Eukaryota, Metazoa, Mollusca, Polyplacophora, Chitonida, Chitonidae.
CAGACAACGUCUGGUAGAGAAGCGAGCGCCACAGAUAUACCCACUUCGUGACUGUGCGCGGUUGCAUCCACUUCGUGACUAUACGCGGUUAUACCCACGCCGUGACUGUGCGCGGUAGUGAUCAUCACAUCGUGGUGCUUAUUGCGGUACGAAGUCGUACCAGAGGUGUGUUUGGCUGAUUAUCUCGGUGACUAAGUGGUCAACUUACCACUUCGCCCUUUUUAAAAAUAAUACUAAUUUCUAGCAGCACUAAGUCUUGUGAGUGCAUCGUGUCAUUGACCUAGACGCUCACGGCUACAGGGCGGCUUCAUAAUAUAUAUCUGAGCGUUGUUACAUAGGUGCCCCACUUACAGAUUUGAUACGCUGGGUACACGUGAGGGGAAGUUUGUGUCCGGAUUUGCACUUCAGCGUAAACAAACAUAAAGACUUCGACCUCAGAUAGCCUAUACAAACAGUUCAGACGUGAUUUGAUCUGUAGGACAGAAGGUGUGGUUCAGCUGAAAGUAAACUCAUUUGAUUUUUCAGGUGUUUAUUUGGUAUUUUCAACAUGGCCACGCUGUCGCUGGCUUAUUUCUUGUUCAUUCUCCUCUCCGUUUUGUACUACUCUCCAGUGGACGGUCAGCAUUACAAAAGAUUAAUGCAAAAUGCCUUAUCACUGUUGGAGACAUUUCGUGAUAAGGCGGAUGGUUCCCACUUUAUCCCGUCGAGUAUAGAUUUUCUUAAUCCACAUCAGGGUUUAAAGAGCUCUGAAUCUUUCGAUGUCUUCCCGGAAGAGUCAAAAUUACAGCCACACUUAAAUAAUGUGGAAGUUCUAGAGACUUUGGUACGAGAGUACCAUGCCGACGGACUUGUAUCGAGGCUUGAGGAGUCCCAGUAUAACGUGUCCACUAUCUGCCUAAACCACACGAUGGAGUAUUUCGAGCAUUUGCUGCAAGGCCAGUUAUGGGCCUUAAAAAUGUUUGACGCGAUGGGUAAGGUCCCGUCUGGACUCCUCAGCGGUCAUUUCUUCUGGUCUGGUGACUAUGACCAGUGCCUGGGCAUAGAAGCGGUUCUGUCCAACACUACAUCACCUCAACCUGCCUACGAGGGCAAAUACUGCAGCCUGGUGUCAUCAUUUCCACUUACCCCUGGGCCAAAUGGGACGAAUAUUCCCGCGAGUAUCGGGGCCCUGUCUGGUAUAGCGCUGCAAAUCGGCCUUUGUUUACCCAGUAGCUGUAGUGACGCCGAUGCAAAGGCAUUGGUCAAGACAGGUAUAUCUCUGCUUCCGGUAGAUCUGAGUACCUUUCCUAUCACUGUGGCUUGUACAGUGGACAGAGAUAUUUCACAAGAUACUCGUGCUAUCACUUCUAUAUGUGUCUCGGCCGUUAUUGUCGCUAUCCUUCUUGUGGGAACAGCAUACGACAUACUAGUUGUCAAGGAUUGUGACCUGUCUGCAGCAAGCGAAAGAAAAAGAGAGGCCGUCAAAUUCCAAGAUCCAAAAGUUGGGAUUGCCGGGAAACUUCUCCUGUCUUUCUCGCUGUACACUAACGCCACCAAGCUGCUGUCCACUAAACAAGGGGAGGGAAGCCUGCGGUGCCUUAACGGCAUUCGAUUCCUCAGUAUGAGGCUGGAGAGCCUGAUAACGUAUUCGUUUGAGCUGAUAGGCCGCUUUACAGCCCAGCCCAUCGCUAACGGCACUUACUCCGUGGACUCUUUCUUCUUACUCAGCGGUUUACUGGUAACGUACUUGACCAUGCGUGAAAUGGCGAAAAGGGAAGGAAAGCUCAACUGGUUCCUGUAUUACUUUCACCGAUACUGGAGAUUGACACCACCGCUGAUGUUGAUCAUGUGGGUUUACGUGCCGUUGUUCAAGUACUUGGGAAGUGGCCCUUUUUGGCCGAGGGAUGGGACAGAAAUAAAUUACUGUCAGAGCACGUGGUGGACAAACAUGCUGUACGUCAAUAACCUGGUCAACGCCGAGCAACAGUGUAUGGGCUGGACCUGGUACCUGGCGAAUGAUAUGCAGUUUUACGUCGUCAGUCCUUUGAUUCUACUGCCGCUAUAUUAUUCCGGUUUAAUAGGUGUAAUCAUCAUUACAGUAUUUCUGUUGGCUACCUUAAUAGCUUCCGGUGUGAUCAGCUCCACCAAUCAUUACCUCUCGGGCGCAUUGUCGAUGGCAGAUCAAAAGGCUUUCCUGGACCUAUACAUUCGCCCCUGGACACGCAUGGGACCGUAUCUGGUCGGGAUGACUCUGGGUUAUAUUUUGUACAGAACCAAGUGUAAAGUCAGUCUUCCAAGGUCAUACGUGUUGGUUAUCUGGCUGGCGGCCACGGCAUGCGGAAUAUCAGUCAUCUACGGCAUGAAAGGGGUGAAUAGCAAUGAUGUUCAACUAACCAAUGACGUCAACGCUCUGUACAAUGCCAUCUCGCGGACGGCAUGGGCACUAGCAUUAGCCUGGGUGGUGUUUGCCUGCUGCACGGGACAUGGGGGCGUGGUAAACCGCAUAUUAUCGUGGGAUAUAUUCGUGCCGUUAAGUAGGUUGACUUACUGCGCAUACCUGGUCCACCCAAUCGUUAUGUUCUGGUUCUACUACGGGCAGAAACACGCCAUCAUCCUCAGUGACGAAAUAUUGGUGUACUACUUUCUAGGGAACAUGCUUAUAGCAUACAGUGUGGCCUUUGUUGUAUCCCUGGCUUUUGAGGCGCCGAUGAUGGGACUGGAGAAAGUACUGCUGCAUAGAGACAGGCGGAACUAACCAGUUUGCUACAAAUAUGAAGACA